CAGAGAUGUGUUCACUGAUACUACUUGCCUGCAUGCGCAGCGCCUCGACCUCGUCGAAUAAGGCAUCCACUAGGGGGUUGAUGGGCUCAUCAUCGUCGCUGUCUAAUCUCCAACACACCUUCCAAAACUUCCAGCACGGCCUCGCUUGCCUUCUUCCCGCUGCCGGUCGUGAUAGUCACCCGUCGGCGCGGCUUUUCAGGAGCUGGUGACUGUUUGCCUCCCACAGUCUUGCUGUUCGCGAGACGUUGGAUUGGGGCCGGUGCUGGGGUAACGUAGACCUCUC
Mycena citricolor is the source of this 283-nucleotide messenger RNA. The record is from the annotation of a GenBank genome assembly. NCBI's taxonomy places the organism in Eukaryota, Fungi, Basidiomycota, Agaricomycetes, Agaricales, Mycenaceae.